CGAGGGCGACGAGGGGGUCUCGUGACCGCGUACGAUAUCAAGAGAUUGAGGACAAAGAAACGAGCGAAUCGAGGUGUCAAUGAUGCGAAGCUCUGAUUGUCUAUCCAACCAUCAACGUUGAUCGCGAUUUCCGAUCCUAUGUUGCUCCCUCCAAUUGUCAAUUGAGGUCGUGUGCUCCAGGACACGUGGAAAUUGAACGGCUUUUGUACGAAUAACACGCUUAACUGACCAACGCCCAAACUACCUCAAGUUUCGCUUCUAACAUUUCCUACCAAGUUCUAGACGAUGUUAGGGUCUGUUACGUUGGAAUAAAAAUUGCAUCGUUUACGAAAUGCGUCUACAAUUACGGUGCACGCGAUUUCGAGACGAAGAUUAUAGUGGCAUAAGGAACGCGAGUUAAUUAAACGGUAUUUUGCACCUGUCGCGCGAACCUCCUUCAAUUUCGAAUCGACUCUAUAUUUUUCUUACAUUUAUUACCCCUGUAUUUAUGCUAAAUUUUCUGUUCUCUUCGAAUCGGAAGUCUUUUAAUCCUGUAAUUAGCAAUGCCUGAACGAAGAAAAACGUUUUCAUUGCCGUUCGGCUGAGUAAGAUAAGUGGAAUGCGCGACAUAAAGUACAAUUUUGAUUAAUCGUUGAUUCGAAGAGGUACUAAACGCGUGGCCAAUUUACUUGAAGCCGCGUGCAUAUAAAUCCCUUGAAUCACCGACGGCGAUACAGUCUAUUGUUUUCGAUCGUGGCAAAGCGCAAACUGAUCAGUAAGAAACAUGAACGCAUCGAAGCUUUGGCUGCUCUUAACGUGCCUCGUCGCCUCGGGAAUUAUUCUAAUUCAUGCUGGCUCGGCUGAUCCCGACGAUUUUCGAAAAAUGACCGCUGGCGUGAGGAAGAAAUGUAUCGCGGAAACGCAAACGACGCUCGAGGAUGUUGAAAACACUGAAUACGGACACUUUCCCAAUGACGUACGAUUAAAAUGCUACUUCAAAUGUGUCCUCGAAAAGUUUAAAUUGAUGGACAAAGACGGUACCAUAAAAUACAAUAUGAUUAAAAAAAUCAUACCGGACGUUUACAGAGAAGUAGCCGAUGAGAUGAUCGAUAGUUGUACCGAUAGCUCCAAAAUUGACAAGUGCCAGAAAUCCUUUAAUUUUAUGAGGUGCAUGUUCGAAGUUAAUCCCAUAGCUUUUAUCGCACCAUAAUGAUUGCUCGUGACGAGUUUGUAUAAUUAGAAAAUAUAAUGAAAUAAAACUAUUGUAGAUUAUAAAGCAUA
This is a messenger RNA of Osmia bicornis bicornis, 1260 nucleotides long. RefSeq names its product general odorant-binding protein 99a-like (gene Obp11). NCBI's taxonomy places the organism in Eukaryota, Metazoa, Arthropoda, Insecta, Hymenoptera, Megachilidae. The coding region runs from base 764 to 1189 and encodes 141 amino acids. The transcript is spliced from 6 exons. The record is from RefSeq and is a predicted model, not a curated record. Gene Ontology annotation, molecular function: odorant binding.